AUGUUCUCCCGCAACCGCUGCAAUGGACAGGAUGGCACAGGUGUUCCUCAGUAUCCCCGACCCAAGAAGAAGAGUGCAGUACCAAAAAAAAGGCAGCCUAAUCCCAAAGUUGCUCUGGUGUUGCGUGGGAAAAUUCAUCGUCUCUUGCAGGGAUCUGCCGAUCAUACAGUUCAGCCUCCUGGACUUUACUAUGCUGGAAUUGAAGAAGAAGAUGAAGAGGGGGAAGAGGAUGUUGAAAAGUUACAGAAUUGCAGGAGAGGAUUAGUUUCAGCAGAGGUCUGCUGUUCACCUCAGGUGCCAAAUGGCCAUGGUUUGGGAGCAGUAUCUGGGGCACCUUGCGUUGGGGAGGUGGAACUAAAUCGAGAAGGAGGCAUCAGGAUUCCUUGCACUUUGCAGCACAACAGUAAUUUAACAGAGGUUCAAAACCAAAUGACCCAAGAUCUAAAUGGGACAGACUUCUCGUCUGGAAGUGGACUUGAUGGUGAGCCGAAAAGACAGACAGACAGAGUUAAUGUGACGAUGCAGGAUGAGGUUGUGGAGGGGAAUAAUGAGGUCUAUCAAGAGGAAGAAUCAAGUGAUAUCGUUGAGCACAUACUGAAAGAAUUGCGAGGGAUCAACAAAAUUCAAGAGGAGAUUUCAGACUUGAGGGAGUACUUGUCAUCUGUUCGUGGUUCUGUUGAGGAGGUUUCAAGCUGUGUAGAUGCUGUUCUAAUGGAGAUUGAAUGCAUGCGGUCUGGAAACAAAUCUGGUGUGGAGACUUGGCCUGGAGCAAUGGGUGGCACUGAAGGACUCUCCCACACUCACAUAUCAAAAAACACUGUUAGCAUAAGCUGUUACAAGCCUUACACUGUUGAAUCCUCAAACAGCUGUGGUGAUAUACUCUCAGAUUUUGAAGUCCUUGAUAGGAAACCCAAAGAGGUGUCAAAGCAGUCCACAAGAAGGAAGGUCAGCUUUGGUUACCUUGAGCGUCAGGAUGGGCAGGAUUGUCCGAGCAACAGCUCUCUAUCUUCUGGUCAUAGUUCCAAGUCUGAGUCUGAUCCAGAAAAAAAUAAUUCUGGGCAGUGUAAAAUAGGGGGUGACAUUCGUCCUUGCGACCCAGUGGCUUUAAAAUGCAAUGGGAGUGGAGAGAUUGCAUGGAGCGAAGAUGAUUCUUGCUCCAGGCAAGGCAGUUUUGAAGAUGCAGGUGAAGACCCAUCAACAGUUGUAAAUGCUUGUUUAGUGGGUGCCUCAGAUAAAAUAUUACAAGUUUCUCGUAAACACUACAACUCUGAUGUGAGUAUAUGCAGUAUGCUAAAUUGGAAACAGUUUGGUGCAGAAGUAUUCCCUGAAGAACAUGGCCCAAGCUAUCAUAAUUGCGAAGGUGAAUGUCCUCAAAGUUCUCAGAAUGGCAUUUAUCAUGUGUCAUCUUAUGAAAAUGGCUUGCUAUUUAUCAGUGAGCCAUCCAAGAAUCAUUUAAAUGAAGGUACAUUCUGUAAUCAAAAUGUCCCUGAUUGGAAACCUGACUGUAAUGCUGAUGCUGAUGACUGUAAUGUUGCGCUCAAUGUAAAAAAGUUUGGCAGAGCAGUUCUUGACUUUAAAACCACUUUGCGUGGAGCUCUAAAGAAGAAGGAUGGAAGUUAUUCUACUUUGCCUUGUGAAAAGAUCGAAGUCCAUACAGCAGUCUCCCCAUGUGGGGAAGAACAAGGAAAUGUCAAUGUCUUAAAUACUAGUACACCAAAUUUAGUAACGCCUCAGAUUAGGAUGGAGACCCCACAAACUGAAACAACUAAUUCCACAUGGCCUCAAGGCCUCAGUGCCGAGAAGGACUUUGUAGAGAUUCUUCAAUGCAUUUCUACCAAAGCAAAACCUGAAUCACCUCCAUACCAGCAUAACAUUGAAGAUUCAGAACAUCCAAAAUCUCCAGGCUUUGACUCGUCCACUAGAACUAGCGGGUGA
Danio aesculapii is the source of this 1935-nucleotide messenger RNA. RefSeq lists its product as uncharacterized. The coding region runs from base 1 to 1935 and encodes 644 amino acids. NCBI's taxonomy places the organism in Eukaryota, Metazoa, Chordata, Actinopteri, Cypriniformes, Danionidae. The transcript is spliced from 2 exons. The record is from RefSeq and is a predicted model, not a curated record.